This is a messenger RNA of Aegilops tauschii subsp. strangulata, 1643 nucleotides long. RefSeq lists its product as uncharacterized. The record is from RefSeq and is a predicted model, not a curated record. NCBI's taxonomy places the organism in Eukaryota, Viridiplantae, Streptophyta, Magnoliopsida, Poales, Poaceae.
CAUGGAAAACAAAACGGAAAUGUUUGGUUGCCCCACUCGCUCCCUCCCACUUCCUCUUCCUCUUCCUCUUUCUAUUCCCACUCCCCCCCCCCCAAAAAAAGGUCACCAACCCAGAGCACCCGGAGCACCACCAAACGCCGGACGCGGAGGCAGAGGCGGAGGCCCGGCGCGCCGGUCGGCCCCCUUCCAUGCUCGCCGGCGUCGGGGCCGCCGCUGAUGCCCAGCCCGCCCAAGGACCGCCCCGCCGGCCGCCUCGGCCGCCUCAUCUCCGCGCUCCGCCCCGCGCGCGCCGGCCCGCUCCCCGUCCAGACCGGCUUCCCCACCUCCCUCGCCGACCUCUUCGUCAAGAACCAUGGCCGCCUCAAGAAGCAGCAGGGGCCAUCCUCCACCAGGCGCAAGAGGCGGGGCGCUCCCCCUUUGCCUUCCCCGGAGCCCUCUCCCCCGCCCCCCUCUCCUCCACCGCCGUCGCCCCCGCCGGCCGCCGUCUCCCCGCCGUCGGCCCAGCCAGGGCCCGACCCUCCGCGGGCGGAGCCCGUCUGCCGCCCCGGAGGCCAAGCCGCCGGCCUCGGAUUGGGGUUCCUCGCGCUCGUCGGCGCGGUGUCCCUCGCCCUCCUCGUGAUCUGGAGCAGGAAGGUGGUUGCGGCCGUCACCGUCGCCGCCUUCUCCCUCUUCCUGCUGGAAUCCGUCCGGGCGUCCUCGCUUCGCCGGGGGCCCCGGCCCCCGGCGCCCACCGCGGAGCUGGACAUCGACGGCCGCGGCUACGUCUCGCCGAUCCGGGAGCUGGAGGGGGAGCCGGAGCCGCUGGGGUCGAGCUUCUCCGACUCCGGCAGGGGGAUCAGCGCCUCCAUCCUCGGCAUUGACGAGAGGAGCGAGGCCGGCGAGGAUUCGUGCGUGUGGGAGCCGAAGCCGAGGAAGAGGUCGCCAUGGAGGAAGCUGAUCCCCAGGAAAUUGCAGAGAGGCCGGAAGAUUGGCAAGGACCCGGGCUCCCUGUCAAGUUCUUUCCGGUCAAGCUCUUUCCGCAGCGAGGUCAGCCAGGCGGAUUCCACGGUCGGCGGCAAUGCCGGGGCGACGGAUCCCCCGGACUCUCGCCGCGGCAGACGCAACCAAGCGAAUGCCAAGGCGGACGCCGUGGGCAAGUCGCCGGAUUCAUCGGGCCCUCUCCGCCUUGGCAUGGUUGACGGCAUCAAAUCGCGCGAUUCGUCGGGCCCUCUCCGCCUUGGCAUCAUGGGCGACGGCGUCAAAUCGCGCGACUCAUCGGGCCCUCUCCGCGGCACGGUCGACGGCGCGGACGCCGCCACCAAAUCGCCUGAUUCGUCGGGCCCUCUCCGCGGCAUGGUUGACGGCGAGGCGCGCAACAACGGUGCGCGUGCGCCGAUAGAACUCGCCGGGGCGGACGGCGUAGGAGGCCGGUUCCCCUUGGUAGCUGUAACCGUCGUCGUCCUCGUAGGCUUGGUCGCCGGGAGGGUCCCGGCCGUGGCGCUCACCGUACUUUGGUCCGUGCUGGUUGGCUCGCUGCAGAGAUUGCGGCGGGACGGCGAUGUAGGAACCUCCCAGGGUUGAUGUACAUUAGUGAGUGGUGGUAUAAUCCUUACAUACAUAAUUGUUGUUCUUAAGUUAUUAAAAAGCUUGAGUGCAUUCCAUGA